Molecule: messenger RNA, 3525 nt
Organism: Heterocephalus glaber (naked mole-rat)
Lineage: Eukaryota; Metazoa; Chordata; Mammalia; Rodentia; Bathyergidae
Gene: Prkcg
Product: protein kinase C gamma
Biological process (GO): protein phosphorylation
Molecular function (GO): ATP binding; diacylglycerol-dependent serine/threonine kinase activity; zinc ion binding
Source: RefSeq, a predicted model, not a curated record
GCGGAGCGCGACGUAGGCGGGGCGGCAAGGGGGAGCCCCGGGACCACGAGGGCGCCGCGGAGGCGCACGGAUUCCCGGGGAGGACGGAGGGGCAAACCGUGGAAACGAGGGAGUCCCGAGAAGACACGAAGGGGCGAGACACCCCUAGGGACGGGAGACACAGGGACGCAGAGAGACCCCUAGGGACCGACCGCGGCGAGCGGGGAGGGGCCCAGGCAGCACGGGGCAGGAGGCGACAGACGGGGGCCCCUGAGGUGGGCCAGGGGACUGAGCCACGCCGCCCCGGGGAGGGCGGCGACAUCGGGGUCCAGGGAGGAGAGACAGACGGAGACGCGCAGCGAAGCACACGGCCGCAGAAGUUCUCGGACGCAGAGCGAGGACGAGACUGCUCUGCAGGACCGGAGACUGCAAGAGACAGAGGCGGACCAGAGGAUGAGGGGCAGCACAGGCUCUGAGAGGCAGGCGGCGUCAGGGACAGAGCGCCCCAAGCCUCCCUGAACCCUGGGCCUUCAGUACCAGGCAGAAAGUUUGUUGAUUGGCGCAGUGACGCGGACACGGGGACCGCGGUGAGGGCGGAGACGCCGGACUGGCUGGACCCUCCCAGCCACCUAGCGGGUAAGGACGACAGGAGAGAGGAAGGCUCGGAGGUGUCCCCGCCCCGCAGCCACGCCCCGAGUGGGUGUGUGCACGUGCGGGGGGGGGGGGUAAGCGAAACCCCGCCCCGCGGUCGUCUUGGCGACGCCAGCCCCAGCCGGGGCUCCCACAUUUGAGCAGGUGCCGAGCCAGCGCCCGCCGCCCGCCCUCGCCUCCGGCCGCCCGCGAUCCUGGGCCAUGGCCGGCCUGGGCCCCGGCGGAGGCGACUCCGAGGGGGGACCCCGACCUCUGUUUUGCAGAAAGGGGGCUCUGAGGCAGAAGGUGGUCCACGAAGUCAAGAGCCACAAGUUCACCGCUCGCUUCUUCAAGCAGCCCACCUUCUGCAGCCACUGCACCGACUUCAUCUGGGGUAUUGGAAAACAGGGCCUGCAGUGUCAAGUCUGCAGCUUUGUGGUUCAUCGGCGAUGCCACGAAUUCGUGACCUUCGAGUGUCCAGGUGCUGGGAAGGGCCCCCAGACGGACGACCCCCGGAACAAGCACAAGUUCCGCCUGCACAGUUACAGCAGCCCCACCUUCUGCGACCACUGCGGCUCGCUGCUGUACGGCCUGGUGCACCAGGGCAUGAAGUGCUCCUGCUGCGAGAUGAACGUGCACCGGCGCUGUGUGCGCAGCGUGCCCUCGCUGUGCGGUGUGGACCACACCGAGCGCCGUGGCCGCCUGCAGCUGGAGAUCCGGGCCCCGACCAACGAGGAGAUCCACGUCACCGUCGGCGAGGCCCGAAACCUCAUUCCCAUGGACCCCAACGGCCUGUCUGAUCCCUACGUCAAACUGAAGCUCAUCCCAGACCCGCGCAACCUGACCAAACAGAAGACUCGGACGGUGAAAGCCACGCUGAACCCCGUGUGGAACGAGACCUUCGUGUUCAACCUGAAGCCGGGGGACGUGGAGCGCAGGCUCAGCGUGGAGGUGUGGGACUGGGACCGGACUUCGCGCAACGACUUCAUGGGGGCCAUGUCCUUCGGGGUCUCGGAGCUGCUCAAGGCGCCCGUGGAUGGCUGGUACAAGUUACUGAACCAGGAGGAGGGUGAAUAUUACAAUGUGCCGGUGGCAGAUGCUGACAACUGCAGCCUCCUCCAGAAGUUUGAGGCCUGCAACUACCCCUUGGAAUUGUAUGAGCGAGUUCGGAUGGGCCCCACAUCCUCCCCGAUCCCCUCCCCAUCCCCCAGCCCCACCGACUCCAAGCGCUGCUUCUUCGGGGCCAGCCCAGGACGCCUGCACAUCUCCGACUUCAGCUUCCUCAUGGUUCUAGGAAAAGGCAGUUUCGGGAAGGUGAUGCUGGCGGAGCGCAGAGGCUCGGACGAGCUCUACGCCAUCAAGAUCCUGAAAAAGGACGUGAUCGUCCAGGACGACGACGUGGACUGCACCCUGGUGGAGAAACGCGUGCUGGCUCUGGGGGGCCGAGGUCCAGGCGGACGGCCCCACUUCCUCACCCAGCUGCACUCCACCUUCCAGACUCCGGACCGCCUGUAUUUCGUGAUGGAGUAUGUCACCGGGGGCGACCUGAUGUACCACAUUCAGCAGCUGGGCAAGUUCAAGGAGCCCCACGCAGCGUUCUAUGCCGCAGAGAUCGCCAUCGGCCUCUUCUUCCUUCACAACCAGGGCAUCAUCUACAGGGACCUGAAGCUGGACAACGUGAUGCUGGAUGCCGAGGGGCACAUCAAGAUCACUGACUUCGGCAUGUGCAAGGAAAACGUGUUCCCGGGGACCACAACGCGGACCUUCUGUGGGACCCCGGACUACAUAGCCCCCGAGAUCAUUGCCUACCAGCCCUAUGGGAAGUCCGUCGAUUGGUGGUCCUUCGGGGUGCUGCUCUACGAAAUGUUGGCAGGGCAGCCGCCCUUUGACGGGGAGGAUGAGGAGGAGCUGUUUCAGGCCAUCAUGGAGCAGACAGUCACCUAUCCCAAGUCACUUUCCCGGGAAGCUGUGGCCAUCUGCAAGGGGUUCUUGACCAAACACCCAGCAAAGCGCCUGGGCUCCGGGCCCGACGGGGAACCCACAAUCCGGGCGCACGGCUUUUUCCGCUGGAUCGACUGGGACCGGCUGGAGCGGCUGGAGAUCGCGCCUCCGUUCAGACCUCGCCCGUGUGGCCGCAGCGGUGAGAACUUCGACAAGUUCUUCACACGGGCGGCGCCAGCUCUGACCCCGCCAGACCGCCUGGUCCUGGCCAGCAUCGACCAGGCGGAUUUCCAGGGCUUCACCUACGUGAACCCCGACUUUGUACACCCAGACGCGCGCAGCCCCACCAGCCCCGUGCCCGUGCCCGUCAUGUGAUGCCCUCUGCGGCCGCUAGGUGUCCCCCCUGUGCCCUCCGAGCUAGAUCCCGCCCCGCCGCGCUCGGGCCUGGUCCUUAGACCCGGGUUCUAGACCACCCCCCCCAUCACCUGGCCUCCUAAAUCCAUCCGGGCUCCCCCGAGCCUUCCAGCGUUCUAGAUCUGGCUGUGGUGAGCCCCGGAUUCACCGCCCGCCGGCCCCGAGGGGCUCUGGGCUCCGUCCGCAGUUCCCUCUCCUUUCUCCCACCUGCCCUGGGGAAGGGGACUCAGGGGUCCCCGCUCCCCGCCCCCCACCCUCCGCGCCCCGCCCACCUCUGCUCCCGGUGCGGAGUGAGCGGGAGGCCGUGCCCGCUCCCCCGGCUCCAGGGGUGCCGGAAGGGGCCUUCGCCCGCCCACGUUCUCAGCCGGCUUUUCUUCUAGACUCUCCCACGGACCCACCAGGCACCCACACCCCGCCCGCGCAUGGCUCCAGCCUCUCCGGAAACCUGGGACCCCCCCCCUUCCCCGGGGCCUGCCGGCUCUGGAGGCUCCUCCGCCUGCCCCUUAGCCUCUCUCACCCGGCCACAGCUGCCGAGAAUAAACUUGGGAUGCUGACGCUGAA